GCUCGUGCAUUCAGGCUUCAGCAAUACGGCAGAGCAGCGUGAAAUAGCAAAUAGGCAGGAAUCAGGAUUUUGCAAAACAGAAGAAGAGACGAUGGCGAAAUCAUGUAAAGGACUCGCCGCGGAACUCGUCAAGUGCCUCAGUGAAUCGGACUGCGUUACUGUCGAGAAUCGGCCGUUUAGAGAUUGUGCCAAGGAGCAAAGUCCUUGUAUAUCUUCAGAAUGUGUCGGAUUAAGAGAAACUUAUUUUAAUUGCAAAAGAGGCCAGAUUGACAUGAGAGCUCGAAUUCGUGGAAACAAGGGGUACUAAAGGGCGGAACUCUUUCCACGGGGUACUAAAGUGCGGAACUCUUAAUGGCUAUUGGUGGCUUGAUAUAAGUUUCUUAACCAAGGUCUUUGUAUAAAUGAAUGCCUUAUCUCUUAAAAGCCAAUAUGUAUUCUAAAACCUUUAAUUUCCGUAAUUUGGAUGAGUUCACGGCUUAAUCUGUAGGAAUACAGUUUAAACUUUUUCUAGCCGAUACUAUUUGAUACUGUAACGAAUUUGGUCCUUUGCUGCAUAUUAUGGGAUGGGCAUCUUGGAUGA
Messenger RNA from Daucus carota subsp. sativus, 580 nucleotides. RefSeq lists its product as uncharacterized. Lineage: Eukaryota; Viridiplantae; Streptophyta; Magnoliopsida; Apiales; Apiaceae. The record is from RefSeq and is a predicted model, not a curated record. The transcript has 3 exons. Gene Ontology annotation, cellular component: mitochondrion. Bases 92 to 307 code for a protein of 71 amino acids. Gene Ontology annotation, biological process: mitochondrial respiratory chain complex IV assembly.